Staurois parvus is the source of this 723-nucleotide messenger RNA. The record is from the annotation of a GenBank genome assembly. NCBI's taxonomy places the organism in Eukaryota, Metazoa, Chordata, Amphibia, Anura, Ranidae.
AUGGAAAUUAAUGUGGAGAAAGACAGAAAGACAGGAGAGACCAAGAUUCUCUCUACAACUGCCAUUGACUCAGAGGGGUUCCACCAGAGAGGAGUAAAAGUCUAUGAUGAUGGUAACAAAGUAGUUUAUGAGCUCCACCAUUCAGGUGCUGUGGUAGAAAAUGGUGUCCAUAAGUUAAGUACGAGGGAUGUAGAUGAUCUUAUACAGAAAUCCGCACAAUUAACAGGGCAAGACAUUUUACCCAAAAGAACUCUUACCAAUGAAGGAAUGUCUAGCCAAAUGAAGGAGCAAUUGCAUUUUAAGGAAGCUAAACUAGAAAUGGUGCAUAAACCAAGCAAAGGGUUUCCUUUAAAGCCUGGACAACAACAUAUAAGUGGUGGAAGUGAUGUGAAUGCAGCUACGCUAGAGCAACCAGUGACAAUGAUCUUCAUGGGCUAUCAGAAUAUAGAUGAUGAGGAUGAAACUAAAAAAGUGUUGGGCUAUGAUGACACCAUGAAAGCUGAGCUUAUUCUCAUUGAUGAAGAUGAUGAGAAGUCAUUGCGGGAGAAGACAGUAACUGAUGUGUCCACUAUGGAUGGAAAUGCUGCAGAACUGGUCUCUGGGAAGCUUCUCACUGAGACCACAGAACCCUCCUCUCCUGAAGGCAAAGAGGAGAGUCUAGCCACAGAACCCAUUACAGGUACAGAAAAGAAAGCUCGCUGUAAAUGCUGUGUUGUAAUGUGA